Molecule: messenger RNA, 6206 nt
Organism: Equus caballus (horse)
Lineage: Eukaryota; Metazoa; Chordata; Mammalia; Perissodactyla; Equidae
Source: RefSeq, a predicted model, not a curated record
AUGACCACGAUUCGGAUAAUCAAAUCUUACACACCCAACCAGACAGUGGUCAUACAGAUUUUCCCAAUCACAAAACCAUCACAAAUAAUAACAGCAGGUUACAAACACAUGCAUAGUAACAGUCAAUCAAACUUACUUCGAAAAGCCCCAGCCCAUAGCACCCACAGAAUUACCAGGCCCGGCUGGGACUCCCGGGUUCCUCCCUGGCCUCCUCACCGGGUCCCCUUCCCUAGCCCGCCUUCCCGGGCCGGAGCUCCCAGGUCCCUCCUCCUCCUCAGAGCCCGGAGGAGCCGCCAGCCUCACCCCGGCCACGGUCGGUCGUCUGCGCCUGCGCACUCCCGCGAGGCCCGAGCUCCCAGGAGUCUGCGGGGCGGCCGGCCAGGAGCGGCGCCGUCCCGGCUGCCGGCGCUUUAUGUUUGUGUCAGCGUCCCCGCUUCUGCGGCUGCGACUAGGCUUCUCGCAAGCCCUGGGAGAGUUAAGGACCUUCGACCUCUGCUUCGUUUUCCGCUAGCUCUGCGGUCAUCGUUUUCCGUGUGGCGAGUUGAAGGGACCCAGGUCUGGGUGCGGGAAGAGCUAGCUCACCGCAGGUCGGGCGGAGUUUCCCAGGUGCCGAUGGGCAAGUGGAGGCAGGAGUCUCAGCCUCUGCUGAGGAAGGAGAGUGGGGCUUCAUCUUUGCAGUUCUGGGGCUGAGGAAUCUGUGGACAAGAUCCCUGUGUGACUCGAUCUCUGCCUAUCAAAGACUCUGAGGCCCUUGUUAACCACAGAGGCCUCCUGUUCUAGAGCGUGGCCUCUGUUGCCCUGCAUCCAUUGUCCAGCCUAGUGCUUAAUACGCAGUAGGCAUGCAGUACAUUAAGUGGAUCCUAUUGUGGAGCUAAUCCUAAAUUCCAUGGUUUCUUGCAAUUUGUUGCAGUGGGUUUUUUUUCACUGCCUCUGUCAUUUCACCUUAUAACCAGGCUGCACAGAAAUGUUAGCUGCACAAAAUGGCUGUCAAAGGGAAGUUGAGUAUUUGGGACCUAGAAUGAAGGUCCCAAUUUAAAAAGCACAAGCUUGUGUUUGUUAAUGGUGAUUUUAGGGCUGGAAUUGCCCCCAGGGCAGGGUCCUUGGAAGACGUGAUAUUGAGGGACAAAGAGUAGGAUUCCUUCCUCCAAAGAUUCCUUUUGGAAGCUCUUUGGGGGCAAGCUGCAUAUUGCAGAUGCACAGCAUUUCCAUAGCUCUGUCGACAGGAAACUGCUGUGAACAUAGAAACAGAUUCCAGUCCCAGGCUUCAGUGAACCUAACUUUUCUGUAUGAUACAGGGAAGAGUCAACAGUAUUCCAGUCUUCCUCACCCUUCAUCUGGGUCUGUUUAAUAUGGAUGCUGGAGGCUUGCUAGUGAUGAAGAAUGUCUUCUUAUUUACCCUGUCUGGGCUCCAAGAAAGGCCUGCUAUGUCAUAAUUCCCUUUUCCUUCCAAGUUUUGCUUUAUUCCAAAAAAAAGGGCCAUGAGAGGAGAAAAGCAUUGCAGUUGCACAUCUCAAAGCUAAGCUAGAGGUCAUUUUGAACUUUGUCUUUAUGAAAUGCAUUGUUGUUUUUCAGGAUAGAGAACAACUUCAUCUGAAAUGCCCUGCCAAAUAGUGGCUUAACCAUUUACCUGGUCUCUAGGCCUUCUCUUCCCAGUUCAUGAGGGUCCUAUGAGGAUGGAUCCCCUUCUUUCCCAGUUCCUCAUCAGAUACCCUUCCUACAGUUCAUUUUCCUGUGACCACUUGCAACACCUCCCCCUUGUGCUCUUUUUGUCUCCUGAUGCAGAAAUAAUCGUCCUAUUUACUGUGAUUAGUUCAGAGACCAAUGCUUAGGUAGAAUUACACAUUAGAUACAUUAGAUAUUCUUCAGAGAGGUAAGCAGAAAAAUGGCAAGGGAGGAGAAGAUUUGAUUGAUUUCAGUAAGUAACAGUUCUGUUUGAAGGCUUUUAGGAGUAAGAAUAUUAUUGGGGGUAUAUGCAGAGAGAUCUCUGUCAAGAAAGGCAGGAUUUUUUCCCCAGAGAAUCCAUUGGGAGAUUUAUGUGGUACCAACGAAUUCUUGUAUAAGAUUUGGCAGCAUCAGGUUUUUUUCAAGUCAUAUAAUUGUGUCGACUGAGAGACAGUAGGGUAUAAUGGUCUCUGAGUGUUGGCAGGGAUCAGCAAACUGUGACCCUGCAGGCCAAAUCCAGUUUGUAGCCUAUUUUUCGUAUGGCCCAUGAACUAAGACUGGUUUUUAACAUUUUUCAAUAAUUGACAACAUAUCAAAAGGAGAACAAUAAUUCAUAACUUGAAAAUUAUAUGAAAUUCACAUUUCAGUGCCCAUAAAUAAAGUUUUGAAUUUUGUCAAUAAAAAAAUUUGUGGGGCCAGCCCCUGUGGCCUAGUGGUUAAGUUCAGCAUGCUUCGCUUUGGCAGCCCAGGUUCAGUUCUGGGCACAGACCUACACUGCUCUGUUAGCAGCCGUGCUGUGCUGGCAGCCCACAUAGUAAAACAUAGAGGAAGAUUGGCAUGGAUGUUGUUAGAUAAGCACCUAUAUAAUAUCCUUGAUUUUGCCUUUUGGCCCACAAAGCCUAACAUAUUUACUAUCUGGUCCUUUACAGAAAAGUUUGCUGACCCCCAAUCUAGAGUAUCUGAAUUAAAAUUUUAGUUUUGCUGCUUAGUAUUUGUGAGUUUGGGCAAUAUAUUCAAUGUUUCUGUUCCAUAGUUUAUUGUUUGUAAAAUACAAAUAAUAGUACCAAUUUCAAAGAGUUGCUAUGAGGAUUGGGAGAGUUAAUAUUAACAGAGCACUAGAAGAGUGGCUGACAAUAAUGUGCCUAAAAACCUGUUAUUAUGUAGAUAAUUCUAAGUCAUUCCACAUUCAUAGAUAAGGAGCAGUGAAACUAUGAAGUUAAUUGUAAUGAGCAUUGGUAAAGAAGAAAAUGAGCCGCAUGCUCAGAUGGUCUAGAACAGGAAUCCUUCACUGCUGGGAGCCGUGGCUACAUCAUCUGAUGGGCUGCUUGACAGGGUCCAGCCGAUUAACGCCGAGGGGUGCAGCGUCACCCCUUGGUAAAGAAUAACCGGCCGGCCCCUCACAUAGUUCUGAAACCUGUGCUGCUUCUAAUUGCCCUUCAUUCCUUGUCCUUUCGUAACCUCCAGUUUUCACUCCUUUGGGCGGCUGCUUGGGAGGCACUACCUCCCAGGAGAAUUAAAUAUAGUAAGAGACUGUGACCACCGCAUAAGCCUUCAGAAUAUCGCAAGGGGCAAGCUCCCCCUGACACACAUAGAUAGUGGAAGAACUUUUCUCGCUAAUGAGGGGUUCGUACUGAAGAGAGUAUUUGGAUCAAAGCAGCUGCCUCCUUCUGGUUGAUGUUUUGCUCUUCCUCCAGUUUCCCUGAUAAGCAUAGAUAUACUUCUUCCUCUGUAGUUAAGUAGAAUUUUCCUCCAUAUGUUAGUUAUUGAAAAAUAUAUUAUUCCCCUGCAUGUGUUUGGCAAACUAUUAUAGAAGUCUUUUCUUAAUUGCUGAAGUCGCUUUUGUGCAGGAAAAGAUAGUUAACCUCUGCCUCCCUAAAAGUUAACUCUGUUCCCUGUAAGUAUGCACUUAAUCAAUGAAUGCUUUGUGGUUUACUCUGCAAGAACAUCUGUAACUGCUAUAUUUAUCCCCUGCUAAAAAAGAUAUAAAAACACUGUAUAAACCAGUAAAGACAGACUUGCUUUGUACUUCCUUAUCUCUCUGAGAAUAUUUGUAGAGCUAUUUCUGUACUAAUCCUGAAAAAUAUAAAAACGACACUUGUGCACAGUAAAGUCAGACUUGAUUGCACUGACUCAAGCCUCAGGUCUCCUUCUUGUAUAUAGCGCUGACUCGGUCUCUCCCUCUGCUGGAGCUGGACUCCGGCACUUCACAUUAAAAUAUUUGCCUUGAAAUUGUAAACCAAAUUAUUGUAUGUUUAUUUUAUGAACGCAUAUUUUUCCUGGGGAAAAACUCUAUAAUUUUAUGAGACUAUGAAAGGUAUACAUGACCCAAACAGGUCUGAACCACUGACCUAGAAUCAUCAAUAGCUUACACCUGCAAGUGUAAUUUCCUGUAUUAUGUAAAUGUUAAUCACAUUACAUCUAGGUGAUUAACAUUAUAUAGAUAAUGAAGAUAUUCUAACAUAAAAAAUAUAAAAUGCAAUGCUGCACAAUAUUCAUGUUAUUGAACAAAAGUACUCAAGAAGUUGCUAAAUUAUAAAUCACUUUAUUAUAGGCAUUUCUUAGCAAUUUUUCAAGGAUUAUAUCCAAUAUGAUACAUUAACUGGUCAUUCAGUGGAAAAAGGCAAUGAUAAAGCCACAUUUGUUAAGCAUUUUCUAUGGACCAAAAACUGUUUAGUCUGAAAGUGUCACUUAAUUGAGUUGUGCUUAUUCACAGGAGAAUCUUAACAUGGAAAGUGUCUUGUUAUAUUGAUGAAACACAGGUAAAAGAAGAUACAAGACUUGGUAGGUUUAUUUGUUUCAUUCAUGCUGGUUUCAGUGCCGUCACCUGUCAUUUUGCCAGCCUGUUUGCUCAGUUUUCAUAAUAAGUAGGAGAUAGCCCUCCCUCCAGCUCUUUUUAGAAGAAAGCUUUAAAUAGGAACAGGUAUUGUUGUAUAUUCCUGAUGAUGGAAUUAACACAGUCUUGUUGGAAAAAAAUUAGUAAUCUAAGUUGAACUUAUGAAAUAGAAAGUUAAAGUUCUCAGUUUUAGCAUACAGAAAUAAUCAUUAUGAACAUUUUGGUGUACGUUCUUAUAAGUUUUUCCCUGUGCUUAUGUUUAUGUGAUUUUGUUUUUUCAGAAAAAUUGACACAAAUUGGUCAUUUAAAUGAGAAAAGACCUAACUCUUAGUUAGAAAAAGGAGUCCAACCCAAUCAUUUGUUGUUUUGUUGUACUUCCAUGUAUGUAGUGUCAAAUGACAAAACUGAAACAAUUUUGAUGUCCUUUAUUCAAGGGAAAGCAAUCUGUGCAUGGGGGGAGUGCAGGCCUCACAAACAGUGGAUCAUUCUUCCAGAGGGAUUUUGGGCAAGAGACAGUUUUAUAGAAUGUUAGAAGAGGCAGCUCUAGAACAGGGCAUGGUUCUCUAGGAGGUUGGGGAUUUCCUUAUAAGAUAGCAGGUCCUAUUUUCUGGGGUAAGAUAAGCUAGCUAAAGCUGAGUUGGAGGAUUGGGAUUGGUGUAUGUGAGCUUUCCUUGACAGUGAGGCAUCUCCCCUAAGUGUAGGUUGGUUUAGGUUUAGAUUUGUGACUGGGCUGGUCCACUGGGGUGGCCUCCAUUUUGUGGGUCCUGACAUAUGAAUUAAUUUUAUCAGUAGGGAUAAGAAGGAAGUGACAAUGCUGCCCAACUGAUUUGACAAACCUUCUGAGUAUUCACACCUUUUGGAAUUGUAGAUAUCAAUUUAUGCAUAAUUCCAGGAGAACAAAUUAUCAAGUAAGGCUACUCACAAUUAAGUAUUUAAUUUUUUGUUUUUCUUUCUUUUUUUUUUUUUUUUUUACAGAUUUAGAUAACUUUAACAAGACAGCACUAAUAUCUCAAGACCAGGUAUCUUAGGAGAUUCCAUUAUACAAGUCAUGCUGACAAUGUGGGUUUAUAAUUUGAGAUAAUAGAAUUCGAUGUUAGUAGUUAUAAAUAUGCAUAAAUGAGUUAGACAGGAAGCAAGAUUGAAUUUUGUUAAUAUUUUCAUUUUCUUACCUAAAUGGGUCUGAUUCUCUGAACUAGUUUUAUGAAGCAGAACGGUGUCCCUCGCUCUGCACAGCUGCUGUCCUCGUUUUCUUUCUGAAACUCUUUGUGGGUAAUGUUGUUAGUAAAGACUAAUUAACAUUCACAAGCUGUGCUCUGUAAUAUAUUAGCAUUACAAGGAAGAGCAGAUCUAAGAAACUCAAAUUUCACUCUCAGAAAAAAAUGGUAAGAACAGAAGAGAAUUUCCUUUAAUAGUAAUGGAUUACAGGACAUGAAAUAGUCUCUUCAUCAUCAAUAAAAAAUAGAUAAUAUUUUGUUGUUUUUUCACUUAAUCCUGACAACAGUUCUUUGAAAAACUAUUGUUUUUUUCCUUUUAUUGCUAAGGAAAUCUAGGCAGUGCAGAUAUAAUACUUACUAAGACACUUUCAGAGCUAAAAUUGACAUACUGGAACUUUAACCACAGAGCUUGUUCUUAUUUACAACUGUACAUAAUGUUGAUGCAAAUAAUCCAUAAUCAAUCUAUAAAUCAAAAUUGGGGUGAGUUUAUCAUGAGC